Molecule: messenger RNA, 1547 nt
Organism: Ostrinia furnacalis (Asian corn borer)
Lineage: Eukaryota; Metazoa; Arthropoda; Insecta; Lepidoptera; Crambidae
Product: DNA ligase 1
Exons: 3
Coding region: 1-1533 (510 amino acids)
Source: RefSeq, a predicted model, not a curated record
AUGGCGCGGGCGCUGCUGGUGGCGCUGGCGUGCGCGGCGUGCGCGGGCGCGGCGGCGCGCUACGGCGACUACUCGGGCGCGCGCAUGCCGCAGUACGGCGGCGGCGACUACGACGCGCGCGAGCACGGGCCCGCGCCCGAGCCCGACGACUACCGCGGGCACUCGCCGGAUGCGCCCGCCGCGCUCGACUACAAGUACGAGGAAGACCCUUCGAACUCACAGAUUGGUAAAACAGAAUCACCACCUGGGAAAGAAGUCGACGAGGCUGAAUCUUGGCAGCACCGACCGGCUAGAAGACACAAAAAGAGUCGAGCCGUAGACGACAUCCACACGGAUCCCGCGGACCGGUUCGAUCCCGAUGACGAUUUCCCCAAACCAAGGUCAAGUAACCGUUUCACAAAACACCACACUCGCCUCAAAAGUCGGAAAUUUGAGCGGCACGACGAUGAGUUGCCAAAAUAUUCUGAAAAUCACAAAAUCAGGAACGACGACAGCGAUACUGAAGAGGAGUUACAAAUAGAUAAAGACUUUCGAAAUGAUAAGAGAAAAAGCUUUGAGGAAGAUCGAUAUGCUCACAGAGCGGGCGGUGAGAGAGUGGUGCGAAGAAAGCCUAGAGAUAGGCAGCUAAAAAAAGAGGAUGGUGAAGAAUCCGCUAAAUCUGACUCUGAUGUCGAUCGGUGGAUGCUUCCAGGGAUGGGCCGCGCGCCCGGGCCGGGGCCGCUGAGCGAGCGCCUCAUGCGCCGCCGGCCCCCGGACGAGUCCAUGCCCGGCCCUCGAGAGCCGUCAGACGAGGACGAACCCAUUCUACAAGGAGAAAAGGCCAAGGGGAAGUCUAAGGGCUAUGAUGACUACAGCGGCGACUACUACGACAUGAAGAGAGUAAUGAAUAUUAAGAAAAAAUUGCCAUCACUGUUGCGACGGACGACAGUGACGGAAGAGAGUCUGAAGCUGUCAACGCGGUCUCUAGAAGACUACUUGUCCAACCGCCGCAUAUUUUUGCCGCCGUCGCCGGCCAAGCGCACCACCACCGAGCCUCCCCCCACCGAGUCCCACCCCACCUCCACGACAACGACAACAACCGUUACAACCUCAUCAACUACAGCUAAAACCGCAAACAUCUCUAAAGAAAUGUCGUUAGCCGAAAAGUCAAGGUUAUCGAUUCUGAAGAAGGCGCAACGGAAGGAGAGCAUGAACCUGGACACGGCGACGAAGAAGCCGCCGGUGCUGCUGCAGGUGACGCACAAGCUGCCGACGCUGGUGAUGGUGGAGCCGCCGUCGUCGGCCGAGCCGUGGAUGCGCGCGCAGGCCGUGUUCGCCGACUCGCCCGCGCGCCUGGACCAGGUCAAGCGCCUGAUGCGCCACAAGCUGGUGGCCAACGCCAAGAACAUCCACGAGCUCACCGACAACUGGGACGACCUCGUGUGCGACUACAUCGACAUGUCUCUGCUGGACGCGGUCAGCUCGGUGCGCCUUGACCGUGACGCACAUUUGUUUACAACUGUACUUUUUCAAGUGAUUAUCAUAAUUCGGUAGUGAAAGUGGUUAAG